Amphiprion ocellaris (clown anemonefish) is the source of this 2076-nucleotide messenger RNA. RefSeq names its product interferon-related developmental regulator 1 (gene ifrd1). The record is from RefSeq and is a predicted model, not a curated record. Lineage: Eukaryota; Metazoa; Chordata; Actinopteri; Pomacentridae. Gene Ontology annotation, cellular component: nucleus. Bases 183 to 1469 code for a protein of 428 amino acids. The transcript is spliced from 12 exons.
CGCAGCCCUGGUUUCUGAGGGAAAAUGUAUCGUCUCCGCCAACAGUCUAUCGCCAAGAUCGCUUUCAAUUUCUUUUUAUCCACUGUGCCACGGGAAUAUUUUCAUUUUACGAGACAAUACAAUAAAAGCUGGUCGUGUAUUGGCUGAUUUUUGAUCAAGUUUUGACACACAUCUGCACGAAAAUGCCGAGGAACAAGAAGAAGAAUAGCAGGGGGGGACAGCACGGAACUGUGCAGCCUUUCAGUGAUGAGGACGCCUCCAUUGAAACCCUCAGUCAUUGCAGCAGCUUCAGUGACGCCACCAGUGUAGCAGACGAAGGUGGAGAGGCCAGUGAGGACGCAGCCCAGGAGGAUUUCCAGUACAAGUUAAAGGGAUUCAUUGACAGCACGGUUGACAAGAGUGCUAAGACUAGACAGGGGGCACUGGACGGGCUUAAGACGGCAAUGGCCACACGGAUCCUGUAUGAGUUUAUCUCAGAGAGAAGGAUGACCAUCACAGACAGCAUCGAACGCUGCCUCAAGAAAGGCAAAGGCGACGAGCAGCGAGCAGCAGCUUCUUUAGCCUGCUUGCUGUGUAUCCAGCUGGGCUCAGGAAUUGAGAGCGAGGAGGUGUUUAAGACCCUGAAACCCAUCUUCAAAAACAUUCUGGCAGACGGAUCAGCCAACAUACAAGCCAGGCAGGCUGUGGCAACAAGUCUGGGCCUCUGUACGUUAGUCGCAGAAGAUGACAUUUGGGAUGUGCAUGCCACCAUGGAGUGUUUUGAGAACCUGUUCACCCGGUCCUAUGCGAGGGCGGAUGGUACCUGUCCUUCGAUCAAUCCCCAGACAAGCCAGCUCCACACCAACGCCCUGCUGUCUUGGGCUCUGCUGCUCACAAUCUGCACCGCAAACCAGCUCAAAGACAUCCUGCGCAAACACCUGUCUAAACUGCAGAGGCUGCUCGAGAGUGACGAUGUCAACAUGAGAAUUGCUGCAGGGGAGACCAUCGCCCUGCUCUUUGAACUGGCCAGAGACAUGGACCCUGAGUUUGAGUUUGAUGACUGGGAUGAUCUGUGUGAUAAACUGAACGCGUUGGCCACUGACUGUAACAAGCACAGAGCCAAGACAGACAAGAGGAAGCAGCGGUCAGUGUUCAGGGACGUGCUCAAGGCUGUUGAGGAGGGUGACUUCCAAUCUGAGACCAUUCGCUUUGGCACAGAGCGCAUGACCAUUGACAGCUGGGUCAGGAAGAGGACAUAUGAUGCCUUCAGGGAGUUUGUGGGCUCUGGGAUGAACUACCACCUACAGGCAAAUGAAUUCAUCAGAGACGUGUUUGAACUGGGACCACCGAUGUUGGUUGAUUCAGCCACAAUGAAGGCCAUGAAAAUCUCUCGCUUUGAAAGGCAUCUCCAUAACUCUGCUGCAUUCAAGGCUCGGACCAAGGCCAGGAGCAAGUUCAGAGACAAGAGAGUGGACGUGGGAGAAUUUUAAAUCUUCUUUUCUACUAUUCUUAUUCUAUUAUUAUUUUGUCGACUAUCAGCUACUUAUCAAGCUUCCCUGCUUUUUAGAUGAACUGUCACAAGUUUGUGUUCACAUGAUUAUUCACCCCAAAAUCUAUCAUUGCACAUCAAACGCUCCCCUUCAGUAGACUUCACCGUAUUACAGCUGCUGUGUCAUAAAGGUAAUUGGAGGCUAAGGGUGUAAUUUUCAUAGGUUCUUUUUAAAUCUACAGGAGGUGAGUGUUUGAUAAACAGUAGAUUGUGGGUGGAGUGUAACUUUAAUGCUGUAUAUCCACAGAAAACAACGGUGUUGUACAUAUAUUGUGUAUUUAUUUUCUCCUUGUAUUAAUAUUCAUAAUGUGGCCUUUUUUUGAACAUUAUAAUUUAAGUUUCUGUCUUCACCCUGUAGUUGUAUUUUAGUUAUUAGUGUGCAAGCGCACAUGCUGUGGCUGAGCUAACCUGUGAUGGAUUUGUUGCACUAACUAGCAAACCCUUAGGUUAUUUAUGUAGAACCUUAAUGAAUAUUGUGUUUUGGUAUUGGGUAUGUAAUCUAAAGGGUAAAGAUGGUGAAAUAAACACUGAAAAGCUGUACAAAUGAA